Molecule: messenger RNA, 288 nt
Organism: Ostertagia ostertagi
Lineage: Eukaryota; Metazoa; Nematoda; Chromadorea; Rhabditida; Trichostrongylidae
Source: the annotation of a GenBank genome assembly
AUGCGCAUUUGUUCUGGUUAUAACGCGCCGUGUCAUUCAACGGAUUACAUCAAGUAUUCAUGUACCGCCAAGUCAUCAUGGCCAUCAAUACCGUAUAUCCUGGAAAAACUGAUCGCAACAUCGAUCAUUCAACAGCUUGACAUUGGGCAUGGUAUCCACUUCGGACUGGUCACUUUCGGUUGGCACACAUCUACUCUUAACCAUAUCACUCACUUCAGAACCACUACUUGUCAAUUACUCGAAAGUCUCUGGAAUUAUAGUGAUUGGAUAGAUGACAGGCGGCUGGAG